Durusdinium trenchii is the source of this 588-nucleotide messenger RNA. The record is from the annotation of a GenBank genome assembly. Lineage: Eukaryota; Dinophyceae; Suessiales; Symbiodiniaceae.
AUGAAAUUCCAGAAGAGCACCGCUCCUCUGUUGGAUUGGAGUGCUGUCAGCUCGCGCCGAGAGUUCACCCCGCAUCCGCUCGGGGACAACAAGGUGAACGCCAUGCUGGCGGCCAGCUUCAAGGCCGGCUGGAAGGGCGGCGCCGCCACCAGCGAAGCGGAGAUCAAUGGGAACACCUCCUAUCAGGAUGCCUUCACAGGCUACCGGGGGGAUCGCUUGAAAUCCGCGAAGAUGAAGAGCGCCAAGCCCAAAAGCGGCCGGACCCGCACCAUCACAGGGAUGACUGACCUCCUAGAGACUCGUCCCCUAUCACACGUCAGCUUCCACGCGCAUCCGCAAGACCUGGCCAAAGCAGGGACCAUCCUGCUUCCCAAGCCAAAUCUUGGCUUCAUCUCCAAGUGGGAAGGUCCUCCAGAGCCACUUGGCACCGCAGAAAAACGACGCGGUCCUUCGUUCGUGCGAAAAAGGCAGAAUUCAUCGACCCUGAGUGGGAUCGACACGGAGCUCAGGGGGGCGUUUGAAACCCGAGACAUGUCGAAAGCUGCAGUGGUUGAGAAAACGUUGAGAGAACCAUUCCAUGUUUCUUGA